Molecule: messenger RNA, 995 nt
Organism: Sebastes umbrosus (honeycomb rockfish)
Lineage: Eukaryota; Metazoa; Chordata; Actinopteri; Perciformes; Sebastidae
Gene: grem1b
Product: gremlin 1b
Exons: 2
Coding region: 283-846 (187 amino acids)
Biological process (GO): animal organ morphogenesis
Molecular function (GO): receptor ligand activity; BMP binding
Source: RefSeq, a predicted model, not a curated record
AGUGUUGAGUGGGCGGAUAGUUUUGAUUUUCUCUCCAUCUCGCUCAGCCAAUAAUGUAGAGGGAAGUGUUGUGCACAUCUCAGCUGGCAGACAUUUAAAAGGGAGACAGUCCGGCGCUGCAGCAAUUUCUAUUAAACCCUCCUGGCUCCUGAUCCUCUGUCUAUGGAGAGGUUAGUCUCCCACCCAUCCACAGACCCUCGAGUGUUCAGUCCACAGCAGUAGGUGCCCAUCACAUCGGGAGGAUCACAUCAUCACACUUGGUGCAGUGGAGGCUCGCACAGGAUGGCCAACUCAACUUGUAUCUUGUGCAGUAUGGUUCUCAUCAUGGUGCUGCUGCUCUCCUCCUAUCCAGUGGAGUCCAAAAGAAACCGAGGUUCACAAGGCGCCAUCCCUCAUCCGGACAAAAACAACCCCAACCAAUCGGAGCAGCAACCUCCUCAGCAGCCUGGCUCCGGGUCCCGGCAGAGACAAGGCUCGUCCUCGUCCUCGUCCUCUCCGGCCGACGAGGUGCUGGAGUCCAGCCAGGAAGCGCUGCAUGUGACGGAGCGUCAGUAUCUGAAGCGGGACUGGUGCAAGACGCAGCCGCUGAAGCAGACCAUCCACGAGGAGGGCUGCGUCAGCCGCACCAUCAUCAACCGCUUCUGCUACGGACAGUGCAACUCCUUCUACAUCCCGAGACACAUCCGCAGAGAGGAGGGCGCCUUCCAGUCCUGCUCCUUCUGCAAGCCCAAACGAUUCACCACCAUGACUUUUACUCUGAACUGUCCGGACCAGCAGCCACCCACCAAGAAGAAACGCAUCCAGCGCGUCAAACAGUGCCGCUGUAUAUCCAUAGACCUGGACUAAACACAUGGAUGUUGUGCGUAAAUGGUAAAUGGACUUGCAUUUAUAUAGCAGCUUUUCUAGUCUUCCGACCACUCAAAGCUCUUUUACACUACAUGUCAGUAUUCACACACACAUUCAUACACUGAUGGCAGAGGCUGUUAAGGUGCCAA